ACCGUUUACACUUAGAAUAUUGUAAGAGUUAUUGAAGACUAGUCCAUUUAGGACGUGGCAAGCAUCAUGGUUUCUUUAACCUUCAACGCUCUAACGUUUUCUUGUAUCAUAUCGUUAGUUUACUCUCAAUCUCCACACGUAACUACUACAUUGGGAAAAGUUGCAGGAAAGACAAUUCUUUUCUCAGAAGAUUCGUACAUAGGUGUCAAUAAGUAUAUCGAUGUCUACAAGGGUAUUCCAUACGCCGAGCCCCCAGUCGGUAAUUUGCGCUUUGAGAAUCCGCGCCCAAAAGAGCCUUGGAUGGGAACCCUGAACGCGACGGAAUAUAGUCCAAUGUGCAUCCAGUCCAGUGGCGGUGAAGAUGAUUGCUUGUACUUAAACAUCUUUGUACCCCAAUCUAAGCCACAUAACGCAUCUGUCAUGUUCUUCAUUCAUGGAGGGUCCUUCCUGACAGGCACUGCCUCAACAGACGUGUACUCUGGGGUGGUAUUAGCUGCCAUCGGCGACGUCAUUGUGGUAACCAUCAAUUACAGGCUCAACAUUUAUGGUUUUCUAACAACAGGAGACGAUGAAUAUCCCGGCAACGUUGGACUACUCGACCAGCUUGAGGCUUUGAAAUGGGUGAACCAAAACAUUGGAGCAUUUGGAGGUGAUCCAUCACGUGUGACGAUCUUCGGUGAAAGUGCUGGAUCGGCCAUGGUAGAUUAUCAUCUCCUCUCAAAGCAAAGUUGGGAUUAUUUUAGCCAAGCGAUUUUAGAGAGUGGAACUGCUCUUUGUGAUUGGGCUUAUACAGAACGGGAAGAAUCCAAAAAUUUAGCAAUCACCAUUGGUGAGAAAGUAGGCUGUGAAUUUACGGAUAGCAAUGCAUUUGUAGAAUGCAUGAAAGGUGUCGAUCCUGGAGCUGUUGUAGAUGCUUCUGUUGGGAUAACUAUUUAUCCGGGGCCCGUAGUAGACGGAAUAUUUAUUGAAAGAAGUCCAGAGAUUCUGAUACAAAAUGAAGAGUUUAAAACUGAUACAAACAUCAUCAUUGGAACAAAUAAGGAUGAAGGAACAUCUUUCUACUUUAACCUACCAGACUACCUAUCACCAGAUACUCCUAAAGUUUCCAAAUCCGAGUUCCUUUAUCUUAUUCCAGUGAUUUUUGUUCCAAUUGAAGAAGCAUCAAAUCCUCUUAUUUUGGACUCUAUAUAUUUCGAAUACACCGACUGGUCUCAAGCAGACGACCCUGAAGCUAACUUUUUCGAUUCAAGUGUUCGAUUGGCCACAGAUUUUCAGUUUGUCUGUCCAAGUGACGCAGUACAGCGCGCGCAUGCCUCAGUUGGUAACAAAGUGUAUGCUUAUGUGAUGUCUCAUACUCCGGAAGUUUCGAUAUUUGGUCUCGAUUUUGACUGGCUUGGAGCUAGUCAUGCCGAAGAACUUUCAUUUGUGUUCGGGUUGCCUUUUCUUAAUGGAACACCUAUCUACUCUUUAGAACAGCCGUCUGACAUUGACCGCAAUUUGUCGGUGGAGUUUAUGAGAUACUGGACCAACUUUGCAAACACAGGAGAUCCAAACACCAGAGGGCGCGAGGCAUCAACCCCUUCCUUCGAUAGGGAUCUUACCUUCUGGCCAGAGUUUACUAUUCCUGAACUUAACUACCUCGAUAUUAAUCCGAUGUCGUCAUCUGAACGAGCUUAUCGAGCCGACAAGUGUGCCUUCUGGAGCACGUAUGAACCAAAACUCAAACAAUUUGCAGCUGACAUGUCCGAAACAGAAGAAUUAUGGAGGAACGAUUACUACAGCUGGAAGUUUAAUGACCUACCUGAAUGGCAGAAGGCUUUCAAUGAUUACAAAGCAAACAAAGUCUGCACCUAAAGGAUACAAAAACUUUAAAUAAUAUGUAGGUCUGUGCCUAAAUUUGAGAAUAUAUUUAAAGGAAGACUGCGAAUCAAAAUACUUACAUACAAAUACUAUAGUUAUUAAUACAAAUUGUUGUAAUAUUAACGUACUAACAACACCACAUGUAUCGUACGGUGGAUUUUUAUUUGGUAAUAGAGACUAGACUUAAUAGGAAUGUGUUAAUAUAUCACAUCGAGUAAGCAAUAGGCCUAUUAGUGUUUUAUAAACAGUGGUUCAACAUUUAGUGAUUUUACAUUAUUAUAACUAUUAUUAUUAUUAUUAUUAUUAUUAUUAUUAUUAUUAUUUAUUAAUAUCGUUAAAGCUUAUCAUCCUUUAAAAGGGCAAUAACCUAUCAAUUAUGAUUUUGGGAAUAAAAAAUGUUCACCAUUGACUAACAUAAAGUAUGAACCAACGUACACGUUGUUAAACCUGUUUAUAUUUUAUUGAUGUUUCACGGUACCGUAUGUAAUAAUAACUCACCUUUGAGUAAUUGUGUCGUAAUUACUUUCCAAAAAGAGAAGUAAAAGUGAAUGUGAACAUACAAUUAAACUAUGAACGUACAAUUUCCUAUGUAAAGCAGUGGUUAAUAAUAUGAUUUUUAGUCAAUCAUGAA
This is a messenger RNA of Anneissia japonica, 2491 nucleotides long. RefSeq names its product cholinesterase 2-like. NCBI's taxonomy places the organism in Eukaryota, Metazoa, Echinodermata, Crinoidea, Comatulida, Comatulidae. The transcript is spliced from 8 exons. The record is from RefSeq and is a predicted model, not a curated record. Gene Ontology annotation, molecular function: acetylcholinesterase activity. Bases 67 to 1854 code for a protein of 595 amino acids. Gene Ontology annotation, biological process: choline metabolic process; acetylcholine catabolic process. Gene Ontology annotation, cellular component: plasma membrane.